GGAUGUUCUCUCUUUUCCUCGCAGGGCUGCGGCGGUGGUGGUUGUGCUGCUGCUCUCGCUGAAGUAUCCAGGUCCAUCCUCGUCGCUGCGGCGACACCCACACCCGCCACCGCCAUGACUGAGCAGAUGACACUUCGUGGCACCCUCAAGGGUCACAAUGGAUGGGUGACCCAGAUCGCUACCACUCCCCAGUUCCCGGACAUGAUACUGUCCGCCUCUCGAGACAAGACCAUCAUCAUGUGGAAGCUGACCAGGGAUGAGACCAACUACGGCAUCCCACAGCGUGCUCUUCGGGGUCACUCCCAUUUCGUUAGUGACGUGGUCAUCUCCUCAGAUGGCCAGUUUGCCCUCUCUGGCUCCUGGGACGGAACCCUUCGCCUCUGGGAUCUCACAACGGGCACCACCACACGCCGAUUCGUGGGCCAUACCAAGGACGUGCUGAGUGUGGCCUUCUCCUCUGACAACCGGCAGAUUGUCUCUGGCUCCCGAGACAAAACCAUCAAGUUAUGGAAUACUCUGGGUGUAUGCAAAUAUACUGUCCAGGAUGAGAGCCACUCAGAGUGGGUGUCUUGUGUCCGUUUCUCGCCCAACAGCAGCAAUCCCAUCAUCGUGUCCUGUGGCUGGGACAAGCUGGUCAAGGUAUGGAACCUGGCAAACUGCAAGCUGAAGACCAAUCACAUCGGCCACACAGGAUACCUGAACACUGUGACCGUUUCUCCAGAUGGAUCCCUCUGUGCUUCUGGAGGCAAGGAUGGCCAGGCCAUGCUGUGGGACCUCAACGAAGGCAAGCAUCUGUAUACACUUGAUGGUGGGGACAUCAUCAAUGCCCUGUGUUUCAGCCCCAAUCGCUACUGGCUCUGUGCUGCCACUGGGCCCAGCAUCAAGAUCUGGGUGAGUAGGGGCUGCAGUUGAGGACCGGUACCUGGCUCUACUCUAAGCCAUGGCAUCAAUGUGGUGAUUUCCUGAACAACUGCUGUCAGUGGAGGCCCAGCAAAAGCUACUUAAAAUUUCCUGGGUUUAGGUUUACAAUGAUUAGAUCUUUGCCUACUUAAAGGAAUGGCUAAAUAGAGCAGCUUAUUCAACCACAGCACAGUUGACAUUUUUGUCUGAAUGUUUGACAGAGGGGUGUAGUAGUCCUGUGUAUUUUAGGAUGUUCAGCAGCAAAACUGGUCUUUACUCACCAGUAAGUGCCUAUAAUAGACUCCCUUAAUGACAACCAAAAAUGUCUCUAGGUGAGUGCAGAAAUAUCCUGUUGAAAUUAUUGAGGUAUAAAGUGGCUUUUGAGACGGGACUUCUGUUUGUUUUUUUGGGGGGGGGGGGGGUGUGGGUGUGUGUGUGUUUAGUAUCAGUGGCAUUAAAGUGCAAAGAAUUGCCUUACCUCCAUUUUGCUCCUUCCCCAGGACUUGGAAGGCAAGAUCAUUGUAGAUGAAUUGAAGCAAG
Messenger RNA from Pipistrellus kuhlii (Kuhl's pipistrelle), 1440 nucleotides. RefSeq names its product receptor for activated C kinase 1 (gene RACK1). The transcript is spliced from 7 exons. Gene Ontology annotation, cellular component: cytosol; nucleus. The coding region runs from base 115 to 912 and encodes 265 amino acids. Gene Ontology annotation, molecular function: translation regulator activity; ribosome binding; protein kinase C binding. The record is from RefSeq and is a predicted model, not a curated record. Lineage: Eukaryota; Metazoa; Chordata; Mammalia; Chiroptera; Vespertilionidae. Gene Ontology annotation, biological process: rescue of stalled cytosolic ribosome; positive regulation of protein phosphorylation.